UGCCAGGGGACACUUCACAGCCACCUCCUCCAAUCAGGACUCAUCUCUCUGUGCCCAAUCACAGAAGCCAAGAGAGCUGUAGUCGGAGGUGAAAGGUCACGCUGCUGUUUGGCGGCCAUUUCUCUGGAGGCUCCGCGAUUCGCGCCCAACUGUAGCUACUCCAGUCACGAGGGACGGACGACAGCUGGGUCGGCGGCGAGUGGCCUGCAGCAUUUGCUUAUAGUCGCGAUGAGUUUGCCCCUCAAUCCCAAACCUUUCCUGAAUGGAUUAACAGGAAAGCCAGUAAUGGUGAAACUUAAGUGGGGAAUGGAGUACAAAGGCUACCUGGUAUCUGUAGAUGGCUAUAUGAACAUGCAGCUUGCAAACACAGAAGAAUACAUAGAUGGAGCAUUGUCUGGACAUUUGGGUGAAGUUUUAAUAAGGUGUAAUAAUGUCCUUUAUAUCAGGGGUGUUGAAGAAGAGGAAGAAGAUGGGGAAAUGAGAGAAUAGCAUCUUUUGUGGGGAAUUUUUUUUAUAUAUAUUUCUAGACAAUAAACUUUUUUUUUCAAUUUGUCUUGUGAACUAUUCCUAUUCAGAUAUUUAAACGCAGAGCUCAAAUGUUGAAAUAGUUGAAAGAUUAUUCACAGAAUUAAUGCUUUAAAAGACACUCAACUUCAUUCAAGUUGGUUUUCUUUUAUAAGCUCAGUAUUCUUUUUUUUUUUUUCUAUAGGGAGAAAAUUAUAUGCUUAAUAAACACUUAUGAAGGUGAA
Molecule: messenger RNA, 749 nt
Organism: Herpailurus yagouaroundi (jaguarundi)
Lineage: Eukaryota; Metazoa; Chordata; Mammalia; Carnivora; Felidae
Gene: SNRPF
Product: small nuclear ribonucleoprotein polypeptide F
Exons: 4
Coding region: 229-489 (86 amino acids)
Biological process (GO): spliceosomal snRNP assembly; mRNA splicing, via spliceosome
Cellular component (GO): U1 snRNP; pICln-Sm protein complex; catalytic step 2 spliceosome
Molecular function (GO): RNA binding
Source: RefSeq, a predicted model, not a curated record